AGUUGCUAAAUGUCUGUUCAGUGCGUUACACUGUAUGACAGAGAGACGGUCUUUUGCCCACAACAGUUACUCCCUCAAGAGAUUUGAAAGAAAAAAACGCAAAGAAAUUUUGUGAUUUUUUGCACACAAAAAAAAUCCGCAUCCGGAAUUUAGUUCGGAAAAAUCCGCCUUUAGGAAAAUCCUAACCUAAAACAUUGAGUGAUCCUUAGUGACUAUCGUGCGUGCACUGGAUAAUACUGAAAGUGUGUGGCUUUUUUUUUUAAAGUGGAGUACUUCGUGAGAGGAUUUAUCUUUUAAAGGAUUACGCGUGAAGUGACCCCACCCCUUACCCCAACUUACAAAAAAAAAAUGGUGAUCCUCACCCAAAGUGGCCUCAAGUGAUCUUCCUCGAUCGUGAUCCUAGCGGAUGCCCCAAAGAUGCAUCCCCGUGAGUGCCCAAUUGAUGGAUUCUGAAAUAAAGCAAAAGGAUAUAAAUUUUCUCUGUGAAAAAAGGAUAUAAUCUAGUGUUGAGAAAAACCCACCCUAAACACCGUUCAAAGUUUUUCAUUUGUGGAUUAACCCUCCCCGACAACGACAUCCAUCUGCAACUAUGAAUUGGAUUAAUAUCACUUUAGCCCUCUGGAUCCUAACCAUAUCGUUGGUUGUUCAGGUGGAAAGUUCUGGUCUCUUUGAACUUAGGUUAAAGUAUUUUAGAAAUGACAACGGAAGGGACAACACUGGAGCUUGCUGCAGUGGACGAUCGGAUUCGGUGACUGGGAAGUGCAUUGGAACGUGCAAGACACGAUUUCGUGUCUGCCUUAAGCACUACCAAGCCAAAAUUGACACUACGUCCCAGUGCACCUUUGGUGAUGUCAUGACCCCGGUCCUGGGCGAAAAUACCAUCAACAUGACGUCACAGAGCCAGCAAAUUGGCUUCGUGAAUCCAAUUCAGUUUCCCUUCGAUUUCGCCUGGCCGGGUACAUUCACAUUAAUUGUGGAAGCAUGGCAUGACACUAAUGAGACGAUAACAAGAUCACCUGGUAUUUUAAUAUCGCGACUGUCGAUUCAGCGAGUCCUGGAUGUGUCGUCCAAUUGGACAGAGGACAAGCAUGAGUCCGUCUAUACGACCAUCCAGUACGAUUUUCGGGUGACCUGUGAUGCUCACUACUAUGGAUCGGGAUGCGCAAAUCUCUGCAGGCCAAGAGAUGAUCAAUUCGGACACUACACCUGCUCCGCCACGGGCGGCAUUGUUUGCUUGUCCGGAUGGCAAGGGGACUACUGCACCAAAGCUCGAUGCCUGCCUGGCUGUGAUGAACAACAUGGACACUGCAAUGUGCCAAAUCAAUGCGUAUGCCAGUCGGGCUGGAAGGGUGAGCUGUGUGAUGAGUGUGAGCCCUACCCAGGCUGCAUGCACGGAACGUGCAAAAAGCCCUGGGAAUGCCGCUGCAACGAAGGCUGGGGUGGUUUAUUCUGUAACCAAGAUCUCAAUUACUGCACCAACCACCGCCCAUGUCAAAAUGGCGGAACCUGCUUCAAUACUGGUCAGGGUUCCUACACCUGCCAAUGUGCGCCCGGUUACACGGGAACUGACUGUGACAUUGUGAUCAGCAGCUGCGAAAACUCUCCCUGCCUCAAUGGGGCAACGUGUCGCGAUGAGACUCCGCGUGGCUAUAGAUGUGAGUGUCGGAAAGGGUGGACAGGAAAGCAUUGCGACCGCGAAACCGUAACCUGCGCCGACAAACCCUGCCUGCAUGGAAAGUGUCGUGACACGAAUCAGGGGUUUAAGUGUGAAUGUCCGCUAGGAUACAGUGGUCUGAAGUGUGAUACGCAAGUGGAUGAGUGUAGUCCCAAUCCCUGUAUGAACGGAGCCACGUGCCUGAACAACGGCAACAGCUUUCACUGUCAGUGUCCAUCUGGAUUCGCAGGGAAGCGAUGUGAACGGAAUAUCGAUGAUUGCCAAGGAAAUCCAUGCUUACACGGUGGAACCUGCAUUGAUAUGGUUAAUCAGUUUCGUUGCCAAUGUGUUCCCGGCUACAUAGGCUCGUUGUGCGAAAACAAGGUUGAUUUGUGUUUAACGAAACCCUGUGCGAACGGCGGGACCUGCACAAAUCUGAAAAACGACUACCGAUGCACGUGCCGAGCUGGAUUUAGUGGGAAGGACUGUAGUAUUGACAUUGAUGAAUGUGCCUCGUCACCUUGCAGAAAUGGCGGAACUUGCGUAAACCGUGUGAAUAGUUUCCACUGCGUCUGCACAAGCGGUUUUACGGGGAAUCAAUGUGAACAGGAGUUCAAUGCUUCAGCAUGGGAUUCGGCUAAUAUAUCUCGACAUGUUUCGUCGGUUAGUGGCAGUCCGGAAGCUCAUAGCGGGAGGAGUGAUGAACUGAAUACUGCACAAAUUACGCUGAUAGUUGUAUUCUCAGUGGCCAUGCCCUUGAUCGUAAUCAGUGCAGCUGCGAUCGUGAUGUGCAUGAAGAGGAAGCGAAAACGUGCCCAGGAGAAGGAUGAUGCCGAAGCGAGAAUGCAAAAUGAACAGAACGCCUCCCAUGGAGGCCUAGCCCACCAUCACAAUUCUAUGUCCUCUAAGAGGUCAAGUGGCAGCGGCCUAGGUUUAGAUGCUACAUCACACAAUAUGAUCAAAAACACGUGGGACAAGAGCGUCAACAUGUCCAGCUCUGUGAGCGUGGAUGAUUGCCUACUCAAUGCCAGCCUAUACUCUAGCGGCGUGGGGCCGAAUUUCAAUACAGCGAGUGGAGGUGGCGCUGAUGUAUCCGAGUGCUAUGGCAGUGGGCAAAUGUCACCACUGCAGCGAGCUAGAUCGCAAAAGCAGCUUAAUACGGAUCCCCUGGUGAUGCACCGGGCGUCCCAGAUCAUCAGCACCUCACCAUCCGCCAAAGAUUUCCAUGUGCCGCCGCCAGAGAAGCGGAUAUCGGUGCUGUCCGACGCGACACUGUGCAACACACGGUGGAUGCCGCCGGUCACCCGCCAAAUGGGACCCUGCAGUCCACCCCAUAUGUAGUGCUGUGCCUCCAAAUGCCCAGAAGAUGACAAUUCCAAAACCUUCGACAGUCUUCAUUUUUUUACAAUGAGUGAGAACAUUUAUUUCAAUAGGAGAGACGAACUAAUGCAAUUCAACAUGUGAAAUAUCAUUAAGAGAAGAGAAAAAAUGAGAAAAAAUUGAAAAAAAAUGAGAAAGAAAAAAUAUUUAGAGAUAGAAAGUGAGAGAAUGGGUUGAUUUUUUGAAUGAACUGAAGUCACAAAUGAAAGUUCUGCUGUGCAGAAUUUGACCUCUGAUGUCCCUGAUAGCCUAUCCCAAGGUCAUAUUGAGUUGGAUUAGGUUGACAAGUUUCUCUCAAAUCAGCAGCAAUUGAUGCUGGGGCCAUUUGGUUCUUGUAUGACCUUCUUUUUGCCCACCAAAAAGGAGAUCAACAAGAUUCUGGUCAGCUUGAGAGAAUUGCAUGGGAAUUUUCUGUUUGUUGUAAUUUGAAACAGAGAGAAAAAAUGCCAGAAAAUAAGAUGAAAAAAAUAUCAGUGGAAAAAAGAUUUAUAUAAAAUUAUACAAUCCCAGUAAUAUAUUUGUAGAAAAGCGAGAUAUUAGCAUAAAUAAAUGUAAUAGUGCGUAACGAAUACAUUUAGACUAGAUUUAUCCACAUUUUUCAAUUUUUGUCGACAUAAGUAAAAACAUAAACUAUAUAUAUAAAAAAUUGUAAUAUUGUGAUCAAACGAUUUAAUUUAUAGUAGAUGUAAUGUUGUAGGUAUAAAUAAUAAAAACUAAGUCAAGACAUUGAACGAGAGAAAAGAAACAACACGAAUCACAAUCCAAUUUUCUCACUAAACUAGAAUUUUUUUAAAAAAAGAAAAGUAAAAUAUAAUGAUUACUUUAUAUUUCAAAAUGGACUGAACAAAUUGUAUUCUUAAUGAUCUAUAAUAGUUAUUUAAAUAAAAAAAAAUUUAGAUGAAAAAAAACUUUUGAAAAUGACCAAUCUUUUGACGAAAAAUUAAAUUGUACCAAAACUAAAAAAAAAAA
Messenger RNA from Phlebotomus papatasi, 4003 nucleotides. It is a transcript of the gene Delta, whose product is annotated as neurogenic locus protein delta. Lineage: Eukaryota; Metazoa; Arthropoda; Insecta; Diptera; Psychodidae. The coding region runs from base 590 to 2995 and encodes 801 amino acids. The transcript is spliced from 7 exons. Gene Ontology annotation, biological process: heterophilic cell-cell adhesion; multicellular organism development; cell communication. Gene Ontology annotation, cellular component: plasma membrane; protein-containing complex. The record is from RefSeq and is a predicted model, not a curated record. Gene Ontology annotation, molecular function: calcium ion binding.